This is a messenger RNA of Oncorhynchus mykiss (rainbow trout), 3373 nucleotides long. NCBI's taxonomy places the organism in Eukaryota, Metazoa, Chordata, Actinopteri, Salmoniformes, Salmonidae. The record is from RefSeq and is a predicted model, not a curated record.
UCACUGGCAUCUCAGGAUGUAAAAGAUGGCAGGUGUUUCCCUCAAACCAGCGACUCUCCUAGCACAAUGAUAAAGAAUAGAUAAGAGUCCGAGAUGACCUCCCUUUAAAACUGCUUCGUUAGGCACAUUUUCUUCCAAUUUGUGCCUCCUGAACCACACCAGGUGUCGUGACCUUUAAGUUAACUGUAUUCUGGAAACCCUUGCGCUCCCUUAUGUACCCACGAGUAUGAUCUUUCCACCAGCAUAAUAGUUUUAUAAUGACCCCUGUUGGGGUAGGUUCCUUGUUCCGUGUCAAUCAUUGGCUUAUUGGUGAACUCAGCAGUCAGAAAAAAUAAAUCAAACCUUCAUUAAUGCAAUUGCAGAGAGAAGUUAACAAUGGAAGCACAGCAUGCAUGUUUCACAGUAAGUUCUGCAACCAACCAAAGGGUGCAGCUAAUUAUAUACUUUGAUCACUUCCCUGAUGGUGUGAUCAUCUACUUCAGUGUAUAUGUGCUGCAAUAAGCUGAGGUAACCUAGUACAGUACAUUUUCUUAAUUCAUUAGCAUUGACCACUUUACACAAGAUCAAAAUGAGACACUUGUUACUUCUAUCUAGUUUCGGUCUGACUCACACCCAGCCUGCAGGUUAAGGGCUUAACAGCAGAGAUGAAAAUAGAUAGCUUGUGCAAGGUAUAGUGUCAGAGUACAGACACAUAGCAACAGUACAAUAGUGAGACAAGCAUAUGAAUCUUAAGGUCCCCUUAAUCAAUAAUGGGGAGGGUCUUUGGGACCCUACACCCCAUAAUCCCUGGGCUGUUGGUGUCCUCACUCAGAGCCAUCUGCCUACAGAGCUCCAUAAGAGAUAACACACUGCACACCCACACACUCUCUCCACAUUGUUGGCACCGGAAGAUCGUUUGCAUGACUGCAAACAAUAAAAUCCCCGGUCAAAUGUAGGAGAUGCCUAGACAACACUAUCAAUAUUGACUAUUUUCAGAGAGGAGCAAAGCAGCACACAGACAGUCUCUCCUGUUAAAAGCAUAUCGUUUGACCCAUGGCAAACUUCACUACUACAGAAGAUGACUGCUGCGCCUUUGAGUCUCCCAUCCUGGACCAUGUCCUGCCUCCCAUCCUGGUGCUGGAGUUCAUGUUUGGGCUGAUGGGGAAUGUUGUGGCUCUGUGGAUGUUUAUUUUCCACAUGGACACCUGGAAGCCCAACUCUGUCUACCUCACACAGCUGGCCGUUGCCGACUCCAUCGUCCUGUUCUGGCUUCCAUUCAGAGCCGACUACUACCGACGCGGGGAGCACUGGAUCCAUGGUGAUGCCAUGUGCCGGAUUAUGCUGUUCAUGUUGACGGCCAACCGCGGCGCUGGCAUCUUCUUCCUCACUGCAGUGGCUGUCGACCGUUACCUCAAGAUCGUUCACCCCAUGAACAAGAUCAACCGGAUGGGCCUGAAUUAUGCUCUGUGGGUGUCUCUGGGCCUGUGGGGGAUGAUCAUCGCUGCAUCCGGGUACCUGCUGACCAACAAACACUUAUUCUACCGCAACAACCAGACACAGUGCGAGAGCUUCAACAUCUGCAUGGGCUUCAGCCCGCUGUCUACGUGGCACAACACCUUAUACGUGACCCAGUUCUUCUUGCCCACCGCCAUUGUCACCUUCUGCACGGUCUGCAUCACCUGGCAGCUGAAGAACAAGACGAUCGACACCGGGGGGAAGAUCAAACGUGCGCUGCAGUUUGUCAUGGCCGUGGCACUCAUCUUCAUAAUUUGCUUCUUCCCCAGUACAGUGUCUCGGAUCGCUGUGUGGAUCCUCAAGGUCUGGUACAACGAGUGCCAUUAUUUCAAAGAGGCCAGUUUGGCGUUCUACACCUCUGUGUGUUUCACCUACUUCAACAGCGUGCUGAACCCCAUCGUGUACUACUUCUCCAGCUCUGCCUUCAGUGGGAACUUCCAGAAGCUGUUCAACAGACUGCUGGGGAGGAAAGAGGAGGAGGUAACGCCAGCCUCGCCUGAGACUGGGACCGAGAUCAGCAGUGCAAAUACAGUGUCAGGGAGGAGUAGUAACUUCCAAUCACAGGUCCAGGGUGAGGGUCUAUACUCGCAAAGCGUCUCAGACUUAUUCAUUGUGAUGUAAAAUACAAAACUGAUCCUAGAUCAGCACUCCUAGGCGUACUCUGAGACGCUUUUAUGAAAAGGUACCCAGGAGAACAAAAUAUCUGACUGUGUGAUUUUUCUUCUUCUACUCUAGUGGAAUAUGGUGUGUUCUAAAGAAUAUUAACCAGAUGUGAAGGAAGUCAAGGAAGGUGGAGAUAGUUGUCUGUUAGAUACGAAUUUUAACAUUUUUAUGUUAUGUUGAUGUUCUAUAGCUAAAAGUAGAAAUUCAUUAAUUGGUUCGCUCAAUUAAGAAUUUGUUUGCAGUAUAACAGUGGAAUCUUUAAUGUAAUAUGUCAUAUUUACAAUCCUUUGUCUUUGAGUUUUGUGUAUUUGCUGGUGAUUCAAGUAAAUUCCUUGUGAACUAGAAAAGUACAUUUCCUAAAGAAAAUGUGUGUGCUUGCUAGCUUGUCUUAAAGUAUUUUUGGUUGUGAAAUAAGUUAUAGUAGUGAUAGUGACUGCAGGAGCAAUGAUAUUGACUGGUUAUAGUUGAAAAAGUAGGCAGAUUUGAUUUGAUUAUUUGAUAGAAUAGGAUAGCCUGAACAUGUGAAGUUGGUUCGGUGUCUCUAGCUUGAACAGUUCAAGAGUUACUACUAGUGUUGGUGGUUAUUUUAUACUAAUGUUAGUUGUUUUAAUGUUUGUAGCUGAAAUUGUUAAAAAGCAGUAGCUUUUAAAUUGUCUACCACUGUGUUCUUAUGGUUGGCAUUGAAUCCAUGAAGUGUUAUGCUAAUUUAUGCAAAUCAAAAUAGUUCAUAAAGGGUUAUAGGAAAUUUGACGUUAGGAUAGCCUGAAUGUUUUAAAGCUGUUGUAGCUUCAUUGGUUUAGGAGCAGGACCGUUUUGAAUAGCUACCACUGUAUUACUAUGUUUCUCAUUUAAAACCAUGUUAAUUUAUGCAUAUUUUUUAUUGUUAUAGUUCAAAAAGUAUAGAUAGGUGGAAAGAUUGUUUUGAUUGAUAACAUGAGAAAGUUAAUUUAGUGUCUCUAGCUUUAACAGAAAGUUAAUUUAGUGUCUCUAGCUUUAACAGUUCAAGAGUAAAUAUUACUGUUGGUGGGUUAUGUUAUGAUAAUGAAAAAUGAUUGAAAUAAUUAUAAUGUAUAAAGUAAAAAAAAUGUUAGUUGUUUCAAUGUUUGUAGCUGAAAUGGUGAAAGAGCAGUAGCAUUUAAAAUGUCUACCACUGUGUUGUUGUUUGACUUUGAAAACAUUACAGUUUAUGCGAAUACAUGCAAAUUAAAAUAAAUUA